This is a messenger RNA of Lodderomyces margitis, 2076 nucleotides long. RefSeq names its product Sds24p (gene SDS24). NCBI's taxonomy places the organism in Eukaryota, Fungi, Ascomycota, Pichiomycetes, Serinales, Debaryomycetaceae. Gene Ontology annotation, molecular function: protein serine/threonine phosphatase inhibitor activity. The transcript has a single exon. Bases 1 to 2076 code for a protein of 691 amino acids. The record is from RefSeq and is a predicted model, not a curated record.
AUGGUUAACCCACCACAGCCAAGGCAACAGCCUCCCACUUCACCCCGUGUUCCCACUUCGCAAAUGUCGGCAAAACACUCUCCAAGUGUUUCACACGCCCAAUUGCAUUUUCAACAACUGCAACAUCCUAAUCAUCAACAACAGCUGCUGCACCAACUGCAACUUUACCAUACAAACACUGCAUCUUCGCAAUCGUCACAAUCCUCAAAUGCAUCAGGUCCAGGUUCUGCAGCUCCGUCGAACUUUCCCCAACACCACUCGUCACAUGGACAUAGUAUUAGUCAUGGACAUAGUCAUAGCGUUGGUCAUGGAUCCAACCAUCCAUCUCGUAAACCAUCCAUUGUUGAAUUGUUGAGCUCACCGCCACCAUUACCCGUUGAUCUGGAUGACGCAAUCCACCACUUGAGUUUAUCAAGAAACCCCUCUGUUAGCUCUAGGACUUCAACUGGGUCAGCAAACCCAUUUCUGUAUGGUGGAGGCGCCCAUAGUUCAGCAUCACCACAUGGAAGUGUAUCGGGUGGAGCUUCCUCAGGAAUUGGAGGUUUAGACUGGAGUGAUGUACCAUUGACUGAAGUUGUGCAAUCAAACAAAUUGAUUAGUAUCCAUUGCUCUCAUUCAGUUCAAGCAGCAUUUGAAACUUUGGUCAAGAAUGAUUUAACUAGUGUUCCAGUGUCAGUGUCCAAAGAUGACCAUAAUGAUUUGAGAAAUUGCUUGACAUUUGAUUAUAGUGAUUUAAACACCUAUUUGUUAUUGAUCAUGAAUAAGGUUGAUUAUUCUGAGUUAAAUGUUGAGGAAAUAGGUGAACCUAGCCACACUUUGCAACAGAAGCAUGACAUCAUUACCCAAGCUGUCAACAAAGCCAAGAAGGGAGAAGAAGUUCCUGUAGAAUUUAUCAUCAAGUUGCAUCCUAAAAACCCAUUUAUCAAGUUUGUUGAAAAUGACACCUUAUUUUCGGUAAUGGAGACUUUGGGAAAUGGUGUUCACAGAGUGGCCAUCACCAAUGAAGAAGCAUCAAAGAUCACUGGUAUUCUUUCGCAAAGAAGAUUGAUCAAAUACAUGUGGGAGAAUGCGAGAAGGUUCCCGCUGUUGGAGUUUUAUCUUUCCUCGACUAUCCAAGAUUUGAAAAUUGGCUCUAGUAAGCCAAUCACUAUAUAUGACGAUCAACCUGUUUUGGAUGCCUUGUACAAAAUGUUUCAUGAAAACGUUUCUUCAUUGGCUGUUAUUGACCGUACUAAAUCCUUAAUUGGUAAUAUUUCCAUUGUUGAUGUUCGAAACUUGACAAGUUCGAAAAAUUCCCAUAUGUUGUAUAAAUCAGUAUUGAGUUUUAUCAGUUACAAUUUGUCCCAAAAGGGUAUUGAAGAAGGUAAAGAUCAAUUUCCAAUUUUCCAUGUCAAUAACCAAAGUUCAUUAGGAAGAGUCAUUGCCAAGUUAGUUGCUACCGAGUCACAUAGAUUGUGGGUUGUGGAUACUUCGAGAAAAGCUAGCAGUGUGUCGGCACAAGGCUCAAGUGCACCAAACAGUGGAACAAACAAUAGUGGUGUCACAUUCGGAUACCCACAGCCUGCUGAUGCUUCCAUUUUGAACAAAGCUGCUAGUGUUGAAGGCCGUGAAAUGAGUCAAGCCAUUACCGGUGAGUAUUCCAAUUCCAAUCCUGGAACAGCCUUGGCAGCAAGCUCAAUACAGCAAGAGCAAGGCUAUCUCGGAGGAACUGGAAAAUUGAUUGGUGUUGUUACCUUGACUGAUAUUUUGGGUGUGUUUGCCACAUCAAAGGGUCGUCGAACUGACCCCCAAUCAGCUAGGAACUUUAGAAGAAGAAGCUCCACUUCAACCACCAGAUCAUCAAUCGAGAGUCUUGACAAUACUAUUAGUGGUGUUUUGAACGCCACAACUAGUGGAAGUGGCAGUGCUGGCACUAGUGGAAAUAAUAAUACCCACUCUGGUAACAAUUCAAAUUCAACUACGGCAGGUCUUUCUGGUUUGAAUGGUUCAAAUAAGAAUACCAGUUCAAGUAGUGUGGCAUCUAAUCCUACUAAUGCUGGUACUGGUGCUUCAAAAAGCUCAAACACUGCUAGAUGA